AUGUCCGACAAGUUUGAGAACGAGCAUUUGGGACCGAGCCAAGUCGCCGAGCAGCAGGCGGCGCUUGCGGCAUCGUACGUCCCCGGCUCGGAGGCAGAGAAGAAGUUUCUGCGCAAGAUUGACAUGCGGAUUGUGCCGUGUAUCUGGGCCUUGUACACACUGUCGUACCUUGACCGUGCGAACAUUGGUAAUGCCAAGACCGGCGGCCUUGAAGAGGACUUCAACCUCACCUCAACGCAGUACAGUGUGUGCUUGCUCGUCUUCUUCAUCUCAUACGUGGUCUUCGAGAUCCCGUCCAACCUCAUCCUCCCGCGCGUCCGCCCCUCGCUGUACCUCUCUGGUCUUUGCAUCCUUUGGGGCGGCGUGAGCGCGUCCAUGGCGGCCACUAGCAACUGGAAGCAGCUUGCUGGUGUGCGCUUCGCCCUCGGUGUCGUCGAGGCCGGCUUUGCACCUGGUGUCGCAUUCUACCUCUCGUCAUGGUACAGGCGGUACGAGCUGUCGACCCGUUACUCGCUCUACUACACUGCAACGGCUAUCUCUGGCGCCUUUUCGGGUCUCCUGGCUGGCCUCAUCACACAACACCUCGACGGCGCAAAGGGUCUUCGCGGAUGGCAGUGGCUGUUCAUCAUUGAAGGCGUUGGAUCCAGCUUUGUCGGCUGCUUUACCUGGAUGAUCAUGCCCGACUGGCCUGCCACCACAAAGUUCCUUACCGAGGAGGAGAAGAUUCUCGCCGCCCAGCGCUUGGCAUACGACGGUCUCGGUGCGACUGGUGAUGGCGAAAAGGUUUCAGAAGGCAAGGCGCUCAAGAUGGUAUUCAAGGACUGGCGCGUUGGAUUCCUCGUCGUUCUCUACAUGCUCUCAACAGGCGCCCAAACCAUCCAGUACUUUAUCCCCACCCUCGUCGCCGGUAUGGGAUACAAGGGUUACGACGCCCAGUACCACACUAUCCCCGUGUACGCCAGUGCGUUGGUCUACAUCCUCGUGUUCUGCAUGUGCGCCGAUUGGAAGCGCAACAAGCCGUUGUUCAUUUGCAUUGCAAGUGCGAUCGGUGUUAUUUGCUUCAUCAUCACCGUGGCCAAUACCAACAAGAUGGUUCAGUACGUCUUCCUGAUCCUCGGCUUUGGGAGCGUGUACGCGGCUUGUCCUCUCAUCCUCACAUGGGUGCCGAAUGUGGUUGCUUUCCCGGCCGAGAAACGCGCGGUCGCGAUCGCCCUCGUCAACGCGAUGGGAAACAGCGCAUCCAUCUACGGCGUGUUCCUGUGGCCCAAGUCGGAUGCGCCGAGGUACAUUCCCGGUUGGAGCGCGACUACAAUCUUCAUGGCCCUCAUUGGUGUCCUUGCAGUUGUGUUCACUCUCCUGCUCCGCAAGUACCCUCCCGAGGAGCCUGAGGGUUUUGUCGACCAGUCGGAGGUCGCGCGCAAGGAGUCGAUCUCGGAGGCGUAG
Cutaneotrichosporon cavernicola is the source of this 1443-nucleotide messenger RNA. RefSeq lists its product as uncharacterized. The record is from RefSeq and is a predicted model, not a curated record. Gene Ontology annotation, cellular component: membrane. Gene Ontology annotation, biological process: transmembrane transport. Gene Ontology annotation, molecular function: transmembrane transporter activity. Bases 1 to 1443 code for a protein of 480 amino acids. The transcript is spliced from 2 exons. NCBI's taxonomy places the organism in Eukaryota, Fungi, Basidiomycota, Tremellomycetes, Trichosporonales, Trichosporonaceae.